GUAAAAAGAAGAGUUAUCAUUCAAUACGAAUACAGAAUGCUUUCUGUAAAUACUUUUUGUCUGAUUAUAUUACUUUUCGUUUAAAUUAUUCGCCCUGCACUGUCUAGUAUGCCUACCACAAAGAGAGAAGAAAAUGCUUUAUCGCGUCGCUACUGGCACCGUUUAGAAGAAAUAAUACAGGGCAGUGAUCAUCGGGUCUACACAGUUUCAAAAGUUGCUGCCUUUAUUUCGAGUCUCCUAUAUUUAUUAGCUCUACUAUUGCGACGCGUGGUAUCGCCUUCUCCCCGUGGCAAGAACAUAAAAGUAGUUAAUUCUUCGUCAAAGUAGAAAAUUGUAGUUUGGGAAAAAGAAGCUAAAGUAUGAUCACGAUAUACAUGUUGCUAGUAGUACUUUAUGUUUAAAAUUACUUUGAAUGCUCCUUUAAUCAUUUAAAGGGACUAUAUGUGUGCAUUCCCCCAACCACACCUUUGUGUUUCCUCCGUGUGUGGUCUAUUAAUGUCACAGACUUAAAAAGUGAUUUACAAUUACAUUGCUUUUUUAUUUAGCUCCAAAGAAUCCCUUAUAUGUCAUAUCUUUCAAUUGGAACACCUCGUUCACAUUGUCAAAGUACAAAGUCGAUAUCCAAUAACAGACCUAUUUCUACAAAUGAAGCUAUGCUUUUCCGAAGGUUGAAAGAAAGGCAUCAAAAUUAGAAUAGUACAGCGGAAUGACUUGCAUAUUCACAACUUGCUAAUUAUACCAUCCUUGAAGAAACAGUAGAAAGGGAAAGAAGCAACAGCUGAAAAAUGAUUUUUUCCAUGUUGAAAAUGCCAUCCCGCUUUGCGUGCGCCUCCGCGAUGCACUUUUGUUUCAAGCCUUUCUUCUUUGUAAGGUUCGUAACGCUUCCAGACGUUGGGUAAGGAUUGCUUAACGGGCUCAACCUUGUAAACUACGACGUCUUAGAGGUUCAGCACCUUCGGGAAUUGGUAGGCAUCGUUCGGACAGAUAGAACUCACCUUAUCCCCACAGCCCACGCGACCAUGUCACGCAGCCUUAGACAAUCUGUGCGUGACUUUUUAACCAGUGCGGCGUUAGCGGUGAGUGUGAGGAAAACCCUCUCAGCUCCGACCUCGGGCUAUGUUCCGGAUUAUAUCCAUACUCAGUAAAACGCAGUACGACUGUACACCACAAAUAAGUUUUGGAUCGCCCUGAGAGCGAGUUGAUGUGAAUUCUUUUCUUUUAAAAUUAUUGUAUAGAGAAGAAUAUUACAACCUACGUCGGAAUCGUCUUUUGCACUGAUUCAAUUCACCACUGAGUUGGGUGUUCUUGAUCUUCCUGAUGACCAUCCCUUACGGUAUCCUGCUGAUUACUGUACUUCUUGUCUGCACAUGCAAGCUUUCCGACGUAGUCUACAUCCCGUCAACUUUAAUGAGCAAUUUUAUCUGACCUUACAUUCUGACCGCCAUGCGUAACUUCGCAACAUUGAAUUUGACAAAGGAGUUGUGUUCCAGUCGGCAUAAUACCUCGGUUAUAUAUCAGCUGCUCGAAAGUAACCUUAUCUACGCUCCCCGUGCUUCAGAGCUUGUUCUGUGUGUCAUUGUCAUAUUUUAUUUGUGGCUUGUUCUGACUAAACACACCACAUUUGACGAUGAUGACCUGUUUAUUCCUACAAAGCACAUUGAAGGAAGACCUGUCAAUGAUAUCCCAACUAUAGAAAUAAAGAAGAAGCUCAAGAUGUAG
Phytomonas sp. Hart1 is the source of this 1719-nucleotide messenger RNA. NCBI's taxonomy places the organism in Eukaryota, Euglenozoa, Kinetoplastea, Trypanosomatida, Trypanosomatidae. The record is from the annotation of a GenBank genome assembly.